AUGUCCGAGACCGAGAACAAGCCGAUCGAGGAGGUCCAGCCUGAGGCCCCUGCCGCCGCUGAGACCAAGACCGAGGAGAAGCCCGCUGCUUUCUCCAGCUCGUCCGUCUUCUCCAUGUUCGGCGGUGGUGCCAAGAAGGAGAAGAAGGAGGAUGAGGAGCGCGGCGACAACUCUGGCAGCGCCAAGGCCCAGCGUGAUGCUGCUGCCGCUGCCGCUGCCGAGAAGGGCGAGGAGGAUGAGGCCCCCGAGUCUGAGGACGUUCACUUCGAGCCCGUCAUCCACCUUACCGAGAAGGUCGAGACCAAGACCAACGAAGAGUCCGAGGAGCAGGUCUUCAAGAUGCGCGCCAAGCUCUUCAAGUUCGUCAAGGAGUCCAGCGAGUGGAAGGAGCGCGGUACCGGUGACGUCCGUCUCCUCAAGCACCACGAGAACGGCAAGACCCGUCUCGUCAUGCGCCGCGACAAGACCCUCAAGGUCUGCGCCAACCACUACAUCGUUCCUGAGAUGAAGCUCUCCCCCAACGUUGGCUCCGACCGCAGCUGGGUGUGGAACGCCGCUGCCGAUGUUUCCGAGGGCGAGCCCGAGGCCGUCACCCUCGCCAUCCGCUUCGCUAACUCCGAUAACGCCAACGCUUUUAAGGAUGCCUUCAUCAAGGCCCAGAAGGAGAACGAGGCUCUCUUCAAGGCUGCCGAGGAGGCCGCUGAGAAGGAGGAGGCUGAGGAGGAUGCCGAGGAGGAGAAGGAUGAGUAG
Molecule: messenger RNA, 750 nt
Organism: Neurospora tetraspora
Lineage: Eukaryota; Fungi; Ascomycota; Sordariomycetes; Sordariales; Sordariaceae
Product: ran-specific GTPase-activating protein 1
Exons: 3
Coding region: 1-750 (249 amino acids)
Biological process (GO): nucleocytoplasmic transport
Cellular component (GO): cytoplasm; nuclear pore
Molecular function (GO): GTPase activator activity
Source: RefSeq, a predicted model, not a curated record